Messenger RNA from Xenopus laevis (African clawed frog), 1775 nucleotides. Its product is annotated as coagulation factor XIII B chain. Bases 402 to 1598 code for a protein of 398 amino acids. The record is from RefSeq and is a predicted model, not a curated record. NCBI's taxonomy places the organism in Eukaryota, Metazoa, Chordata, Amphibia, Anura, Pipidae. The transcript is spliced from 8 exons.
CUGCUGAUGUUAUUGUUCAUGUGUCUACUAUCCACAGGCUACGGCUGAUAUUUGUGAAGGGACGGAAUGGAUAUAUAUAUAUAUAUAUAUAUGAAGGAGGUCAAUGCCCUUGAAUUCUGGGAAUACAUUUUCGGCGGUUACGAAAUAAGGAAGGUUAAAAAGGGAUGAGCUGAAACUUUGUCUAAGGAAAGAGCAGUCAACUGGGCAUCGACAAGGACUAGUCACAGUUUUACAGCCAAAUGGGUCUUGUUGGAGUUUUGCUGUUGAUUCUGGGCUGUUUUGCAGCUGGAGCUCAGUCUUUAGGUAAAGGGUCCUCUACAUUUCUCUCUGCCCUUUACACAAAACAAAUGAAACUUUUAAUGCUGAUCCAGAGCCAUUAAUAAAAAACCUGCGAAAAGCCCAUGCUGCAACAUGGAAGAGUUCCUUUUUGGUAUUGGUCGGACCGUCCUAUAAAUACAGCCAUUACUUAUCACUGUUAUAUAGAUUACAUUCCGGUGAAUAAAGUGCAAGACAGCGGUUAUGGCACAGCCACAUGUACUGAAAAUGGCUGGGACCCUGAACCAAAGUGUUUGAAGCCGUGCCAUGUUUCCAACAAAGUCAUGGAAGAAAACAGUAUCAGAUUGGUCUUUACAUUCGUGUGGUGGUUCACUUCCACAAUAAAACAUGGAGACAGCAUUUCAUUUACGUGUUUACAGGGCUAUGGAAUAUCUAACUCAAGCCUGUUGGAUGUGAAGUGCAAUGAUGGUUUUUUCCAUUACCCUAAGUGCACCAAACUAGUUGGAUGUGGGCCUCCACCAGAAGUGCCACAUGGAGAAAUAGAGCAAGACCACAAGUCCUAUGAACAUAACUCGGCUGUGACAUAUAAGUGCCACCAAAACUAUACCCUUGUAGGGGAGAAACAAAUUUCAUGUAGAAAUGGGCAAUGGGAAGAACCUCCAGUCUGUAAAGGGCCGUGCACUCUUUCUGAGGAAGUCAUGGAAGCAAAUGGUAUCAGAUUAGACAAACCUUUGUGGUGGAGAUGUUCCCCAAUAAAGCAUGGAUGUAUUGUUUCAUUUAGUUGUGCACAGGCGUAUGAAAUAUCUAAUUCAAGCCUGCUGAGAGCAAAGUGCAAUGAUGGAGUUAUCUCUUACCCUACGUGCCUCAAACAACAGAGCUGUGGGCCUCCACCAGUAGUGCCACAUGCAAAAACAGUACAAGGUCAAAUUGAGUCAUAUGAACACGGCUCGGUGGUGACAUACCUGUGUGCAAAAUAUUAUAAAUUGGAAGGAAAACAUGUUACGUGUAGAAAUGGAACAUGGGAUGAUCCACCAACCUGCAGAGAACCCUGCGUGAUCAACGGUAAAGACCUGGACGAAAACAACAUCAACCAGAUAUGGCCAUUGCCUUAUAAACGAUACGUUGAGCAUGGAGAAUUUAUUGUAUUUUAUUGCUUAGAAGGAUAUGAUAUAUCUAAUAAAGAUCUACUUCUUGUAUGGUGUGAGCAAGCUACAGUGGAGUAUCCCAAAUGCACUGAAACGGAGGAAGGAACAACUCAAAUGCCCUUCAACUGGAGAAUGUUCGAUGACCAGUUACAACAAAGGAUGAAAACACAGAAGUGAUACAGCUAAUGGGUUUAUUGGGAUCCUUGCAUUUGCUGUUGUACAGUUGAUUUCUAAAAUGAGUUUCCCCUUCCCUUUUGCAAACAGAAAUAAACCCAUAAACUCCACUGGUGAUGAUGAUGAUGACAUGGUUCUUCUCCAUUUUCUGUCUUAAAUAAACUCUCUACAGAUAUUGUA